Saccostrea cuccullata (small rock oyster) is the source of this 942-nucleotide messenger RNA. Its product is annotated as semaphorin-5A-like. Lineage: Eukaryota; Metazoa; Mollusca; Bivalvia; Ostreida; Ostreidae. The record is from RefSeq and is a predicted model, not a curated record. The coding region runs from base 182 to 619 and encodes 145 amino acids. The transcript is spliced from 5 exons.
ACUAACAAGACAAUGGCGGGUGGUCUCAGUGGUCGUCGUUUGGGAGAUGUACCAGUGUGUGUGGGAAAGGUUACCGUUUAAGAACAAGAAGUUGCAGUGACCCAGAACCAACAAAUGGCGGUUCUUUCUGCCCGGGUCCAGCUACUAACAAAUCGAAUGCUUUGAAAAGCCUUGUGGAGACAUGAUUGCUGUAUGGACUACUUGGUCAGGCUUUAGUCAGUGCUCGCGUACCUGUGGACAAGGAACCCAAACAAGAACUCGUCAAAUGAACUGCACAGGAAUAGUUUCUACAUCCAGUGUAUGUCUAGACAAACAGAUUGAGAGCAAGGACUGCAACAGCAUUCCCUGUGAUAAAAUUCCACUGAAUGGCGGCUGGAGUAGCUGGAAAGAAAUGGUGAAGUGCUCUAAAUCUUGCGGAGGAGGAAUGCGGAUUAGAUACAGAACCUGUAGCAACCCUAUUCCUGCCAAUGGUGGGCAAUUUUGUGUCGGCGCUUCAGUUAAAACGACUUUAUGUAACGAUCAACCGUGUCCAGCUAAAACAACACAAGGUUCCUUUGUAACCUUACCACGUAAUUUGUGGGUCACCUUAAAAAGGCAGCAUUCUACACGGAUAAGUUAACAUCUGGAUUUAUCAAAAAGAAGUGGAGCCCAACAGAAUACACAUUUCCGAAGUGGGAAGCUUUACAAUAGAACACAGAGAGAAAAUAAAACUUUUAAACUUAUUCAGCUCACGUGAGCUGAAAGCUUAAUUAGCUUUUCUGACAUUUGAUGUCCGGUGUCCGUGUGUCGUCUGUAAACUUUCAAAUUUUCGACUUCACUCUCUCAAGACUCAAUGGGUCAACCAUCUUUGACACAUAAUUUCUUUAGGCGAAUGAAAUAAAUUCUUUCUAUGUGAGCGAACCAUCGUUAUUCAAAUUCGUGUUCCUAAAGCGAGGGUUGGGC